This is a messenger RNA of Helianthus annuus (common sunflower), 924 nucleotides long. Its product is annotated as putative kinase-like protein TMKL1. Gene Ontology annotation, molecular function: protein binding. The transcript has 2 exons. NCBI's taxonomy places the organism in Eukaryota, Viridiplantae, Streptophyta, Magnoliopsida, Asterales, Asteraceae. Bases 1 to 924 code for a protein of 307 amino acids. The record is from RefSeq and is a predicted model, not a curated record.
AUGGCGGUACCUCCCUGGCUUCUUCUCACCUUCACCUUCUUCCUCACCAUCACCACCACCCACUCUACCCCUUCCGACGACGUCGUUUUACUCCUCACCAAAAUCAAACCCUCACUCCAAGGCCCCACCCAAAACCGCAUCUUAUCCUCAUGGAACACCUCUGUUCCACUCUGCGAAUGGCAAGGCCUCAAAUGGGUUUUCACAAACGGAACCCAACUCAUCUGCACACCUAUUUCAUCCCGAAAUUGGUCAGACCUUUCUCUCUCUAAAAACCCAGCUCUCCACCUUCUCUCUCUUCAACUCCCGUCGGCGAAUCUCUCUGGCAACCUCCCGCCGGAGCUCGGAGACCUCUCAAAUCUCCAAAGUUUGUAUCUUUCUUUCAAUUCAAUCAUGGGUUCUAUUCCUCUUGAACUUGGGUACAGUUCUUCUCUUCAAGAUAUUGAUUUUAGUUACAAUUUGUUAAACGGGUCGGUUCCGGUAUCCGUUUGGAAUUUGUGUGAUAAUAAUAAACUGGUUUCUUUUAGGGUUCAUGACCUUUCUCUCUCUAAAAACCCAGCUCUCCAUCUUCUCUCUCUUCAACUCCCGUCGGCGAAUCUCUCCGGCAACCUCCCGCCGGAGCUCGGAGACCUCUCAAAUCUCCAAAGUUUGUAUCUUUCUUUCAAUUCAAUCAUGGGUUCUAUUCCUCUUGAACUUGGGUACAGUUCUUCUCUUCAAGAUAUUGAUUUUAGUUACAAUUUGUUAAACGGGUCGGUUCCGGUAUCCGUUUGGAAUUUGUGUGAUAAUAAUAAACUUGUUUCUUUUCGGGUUCAUGGUAAUUUGUUAUCCGGGUCUAUUCCUAAACCCGGGUUACCCAAUGCUAGUUGUGCUAAUUUAACUGUUCUUGAUUUUGGGCGUAAUCUUUUUACUGGGGUUAAAAGAGUUUGA